AUGGGCAAAAGCAAGACCACCAAACUCAAGUCUCCACCAAAAGCAGUCCCAACCGUGCGUGGGAGGAUCAACAAGAAGCUCCCCACCGAGCCUAAAAACAAGAGAAGGGACAAAGUGACGGACACUGAGGAGGAGGAAUCAGAGAGCGACACAGGAAGCUCAGCGGAGGUGUCGUACGAGGAAACUAGCAAUGAUGAGAAAGAGGAGGAGCGGGGAAGUAACAAAGAGCCAUCUGAGACACAUGGGAGUGAGGAGAGCAGUGAGGAGGAAGAGGCUGAGGCAUCAGAAACAGAACAGACGGCAAACGAGGACUCGGACAAGGAGCUUUCAGAGGAAGCCAAAUCUAGAAGUGAAGCAGUCACGUCCAGUGAAGAGGAAGAGGUAAACGAGAAGGCAGUCAGCAGUGAUGUGAGUGAAGACGAGGUGAUAUCCCAGGACACUUUUGAAAAGCCAACGGCUGAUAAAGCCUGCAGAAGACGCAGACAGACUCCACGUGCCUCGGAGCCUAGACAAGGACGGAAAUACAAGAUGUUUAAAAAAACAAAGGCAGAUAAGCAGGCGGAGAAGGCAGAGAAACAGAAAGCCAAAGCAGAGAAGCAGAGGUUAGAAAAGGAAGCCAAACAAAAAGCCAAGGAAGAAAAGAAGAACAGAAAAAAAAUACAAAAAGAGGACAAAUCCAGUUCUGCAACAGAGGAGAUUCAACCACCAAAAGAUCUUUCUAUUAAAAAGGUUGACACAGUAAAAGGCAAGACCCAAACAAAAAACAUCAAUGAGAAAGAUGAUCCUGUAGAAGCUGAUCCAGAUGUCGAAGAGGAGGAGGCUGAACCAACGUUGACCAAAGCCAUCAAAGGCCAAAACCGAAUUAUGCUUCUCAAAGCCAAAGGUAAAGACCUCAAAGCCAUUCUGGAGCCUGAGGAGCAGCAGGACGCUGGAAGUGUCGUCAAAGUGCGGCCACAGAGGUUGCUGUUGGGGAAGGUCAAGAUGGCAUCGCUCCGGCAGAAAGCAAAUAAGGUGUUAGCGAAGCCUGACGAGGAAACAUCAGAGAGCGAGGCCAUUGAUGGGGGGUCCAGCAAACCCAAGGAACAUUUGAUUGCACGGAGAAAAGGUAUGACUGGUUGGAUUCAGAAAAACAUGCCGCAUGGGUUGAACAUGAGAAAGAAGCUUUCUGCCUGGACUAAAGCCAUUGGGGUAUCCCACUGGCUAUCCUUCCGGAAGAUACAGCAGAAGCAAGGCCUCAGAAAAUCUAAGGGUAAUAUCCUCAAACAUAGGAUGGCUAUGAGAUUGGCCAGUAAAACCAGCCUUACAAGUAAGAAAAAUAGGGGCCCCUCUGCGGACAAAAUGGUUCAAGAGAAUGCCAGCCUUCAGGGAAAGAUGGGGGAGGGAGGGGAGGAAGCGGGCCCAGCUGGGGAGAAAGAAGUAGAGUCCAAAUACGCUGUGGUACUCCCCAGGAUGAACAAACUGGGCAAGGCAAAGAUGGCCAAGGUUCCCCAGGCAGCUCCUGGACCUUCUACUCCAUCAAGUACCACUGGACCAACAGGAGAACUCACCACAUCACAGCCAAAAACCCCUAAACCAGGUGCCAGGCUUGUGCUCCCCAUCAAACCAGAUCUCAGCCUCCUGAAGUCCAUCAAGAAGUCCUUGCCAGGGGGGUUAACAUUAGGUGCAGACGUGGCAGAGAGGAGCCCUGAGUCCAGUGGUCCACCGGAGGGAUCGUCCAGCAUUGAGGAGAGAAAGAGGAGAGCUGCCCUCGACAAUCAAGAUGGAGUCAGUGUGCUGCAGGCUGCAAGAGGGAAAUUUAACCCCUCCCAGAUCAACCUGACCAAGAUGUCCUUGUUGGGGAAAACAAUAAGUGGUGGGGUGACUCGAACCAAGGGACCAGACCCAGAGAGAGAGGCUGCAACUGGGAUACCCAAGUCCACCACUCAGCCCUUCCCAAAUGGGGAGGCAAGUGCUGUGAUGUCAGGUGUCCGGUCCUUGUAUGAAGAAGAGGCAGACAGGGAAGUAGCCCAGCUGAUGGGUGAGGGGGGGAUAUAUACGAUCCCCCAACCAGAGGUGCACUGGGCUGGUAACCCACGGAUGAGUGGAGACCCUCAGGACUGGCUGCGUGCAGAGAACCUGUUGCCCCACCAGACAGUGGAGAAGCUAACCAAGUGGACAGUCUAUGAUGAUGGGGGCCAGGCCAGGACCAUUCCUGCCCACAAUGGCAGGGGCCCCUGGGAAUCAGAAGACCCCACCCAGGAGAUGCUGGAGAGUCGACUGGUCAGCACACAGGUGGUGAUGCCUGGCUGCAAAAGAACCAUAGAGGUGGAUGAGGUGGAGGAUCUCUCCCAGCUGGAAGAGGUGUGCGAGAGCUCUGUGCUGCUGAAUCUGAAGAAGAGGUUCCACCGUGACUGUAUUUAUACUUACAUUGGAAACAUGCUGCUGUCCAUUAACCCCUUCAAACCCCUUAACAUCUACACGGAGGAGCUGAGGCAGAAAUACCAGGGCACAGAGCAGCAUAGAAACCCACCCCAUGUGUACGCCAUAGCCGACGCCGCUUUCAGUCAGUCUCAAGCCUCCACACAGGAGCAGUGCAUCAUCAUAAGUGGCCAGAGUGGAUCAGGGAAGACUGAGGCUACCAAGCUAAUAGUCCACUACCUGAGCUCUAUGUAUCAGGGCAGAAACGGCAACCUACGACAGCCCAUGGAGGUCUUUCCCAUCCUGGAGAGUUUCGGGAAUGCCAAGACCAUCCUCAACAAUAACUCCAGCCGCUUUGGCAAGUUCCUCCACAUCCACAUCCUCCACGGGGUUGUUGUAGGGACCUCGUUGUCCAAAUAUCUCCUUGAGAAGUCCAGGGUUGUCUUUCAGGCCAAUGAGGAGAGGAACUACCAUGUGUUCUAUGAGCUGCUGGCAGGUAUGAAUGACUGGGACAAAGAGGAGCUCUACCUGCAAGGAGCCGAGACCUAUUACUACCUAAACCAAGGUGGUGCCUGUGACCUGAAGUUUAAGCAGGACAAGCAGGACUUCCAGUUAUUGGUUCAGUGCUUUGAGACCAUCGGUCUGCAUGCUGACCAGAUCUCCACGGUCUGGGCCAUCCUCUCCUCCAUCCUGCAGCUCGGCAACAUCUGCUUCAGCUCAUACGAGAGCGAGUCGUUUGAGGUGGCACGUAUCUUCAGCGAGGCCGAGGCCAGGAGGGUCGGCUCCUUGCUGCAGAUUUCCUCCGAGGCUCUGCAGACCGUCAUCACUCACAGAGUCACGGAGACAACCUACGACAGGAUAUACUGCCCUCUGUCUGUGGAAAGUGCCAUAGAAUACAGAGAUGCCAUUGCCAAAGCCUUGUAUUCAGUGCUGUUUGACUGGUUGUUGGAGCAGACCAAUGACUGGCUGAGCCCCACAGAGAUGGACAGCACUGUGGGCAUAGUCGACAUCUACGGCUUUGAGGACCUGGGAGUGAACAGCUUUGAGCAGCUGUGUAUCAACUUUGCCAAUGAGCAGCUGCAGCAUUUUGUCAAUAAGGCAGUAAUCUCCCAGGAGCAGGAGGAGUACAGUACAGAACAGAUCCAGUGGUAUCCGAUGCCACUCAAGAACUUCCACUCCUGUCUGGAGCUGAUCUCCUCCAGACCACACGGCAUCCUCCGCAUACUGGACGAUCAGACCUGCCUCCCCCAGGCCACUGACCACACCUUCCUCCAGAAAUGCCACUACCACCAUGGGAACAGCCCCUACUAUGCCAAGCCCAAGAACCCACUGCCAGUCUUCACUGUCUAUCACUAUGCCGGAGCUGUCACUUAUCAGGUACAUAAUUUCCUGAAUAAGAACCAUGACCAGUUCCGGACAGAAGUGGUAGAGCUUUUUGCCAGAAGUCGCUUAAAGAUGGUGUCAGAGCUGUUCCGGAAGGUUCAGGACGCUUAUAUUCAGCAGAGAGAGCUGGGCUGGAGAGGGAAGGGCCUCCGCCAGCAGCCCUCUACCGCCGCCUCACACUUCCUUCAGUCCCUGACGGAGCUCACCACCCGCCUGGAGAGAUGCAAAACCAUUUAUAUUCGCUGUCUGAAGCCAAACUACGUCAAGCAUCCUGGGAUCUUUGACGUAGACUACAUGUCGGCCCAGCUGAGGCAUGCUGGGAUGCUGGAGACCAUCCACAUCAGGAAAGAGGGUUUCCCCAUACGGAUGCAAUACUCCUACUUCAUUGAGAGAUACGGGGUGCUCCUGAGCCAGCGUCUGAGCGAGGCGUCCGAGAGAGAGCAGUCGGUGGCUCUGCUGGACAUGGUUGGUGCAGAGGAGGGACAGUACCAGCUGGGACUCACCAAGCUGUUCCUCAAGGAGCUUCUGUACCAGCUGAUAGAGGAGAAGUGGAGCAGCACCCAGACCUGGGCUGCCAUCACCAUCCAGAGGAACAUCAGAGGCUUCCUCUGCAGGAGGAACUUCAGGUUCUUCAAACAGAAAGCCAUCGUCAUCCAGAGCCACAUACGAGGACACCAGGCCAGAAAGUACUACAAGCGUCUGAGGCAGUCCUUCACCCAGUUCUGGGCGGUGAUGAUGAUAACCAGGGACACCAUCAAGAGGCGCCAUUGGAAAAAGGAAUUUCAUGAGAAGAACAAAGUGAAGACAGUGACAAAGACUAAGUCUGUGUCUCCAGGAAUGGAUGUGGGGAUGUUGGAGAUCCCCGCUGAGCUGUCAGCCCGACUGUGCAGCGCAGCAGGACAUCAGCACGCUUCAGGGGUCACAGAGGUGGCACCUCCGCAGGUGAAGGCAGGGCACAAGCUCGCCCUGCCUCUGGAUAUAGACAGAUACCCCUUCUCUCGCUAUGCCAAGUCCAUAUUAAAGGAUACAUGGAGCCAGUCUCAGGGAUACCCCCUCCAGAUAUCCCUCACCCCUCUGGAGCCUGAAGAUGCCAGAACUGCCCUGGAGAUUUACAAACUGAUCUUGCGGUUUACGGGUGAGUCAGACCUCAGCGGCUGGCAGGAGCAGAUGCUGGGUAACUACAUAGUGGAGAGGGGUCAGAGCCGGCCAGCCUUGAGGGACGAGAUUCUCGCCCAGCUGGCUUAUCACACAUGGGGCCGGCACGAGGAGCAGGACAGUCUGAGGGGCUGGCUGCUGCUGGCUUGCUGCCUCAGUGCCUUCACCCCCUCACCAACACUGAACAAACCCCUACUCAAGUAUGUGUCUGACCACGGUCCAGGGGAGUACCGCUCGCUGUGCCAACACAAACUGCUGACAUCACUGCAGCUCCCAACUCCUGCUGCCCGCAUCUACCCCCCCACCUUGCUUGAGUGGACCACCAACCAGAGAAGAGGCACCAUGCUGCUGGACGUACACACCUUCAACGAUGAGAAGCUGACAACUGAGGUGGAGUCAUGGACCACAGGAGAGCAGCUCGCCUCAUGGCUCCUUCAUUUCAGAGGUGUGUCGGAGGCCAUGCAAGGCUGGUCGGUGUCUCUUCUGACCGAUGAAGGCUGGUCAGAUCUGGCUGGCUCGGACUUUGUCAUUGAUCUUCUGGCUGGAGCCGAAGCUGAAGUGCUGCCACCUCCAGGGACUCCCUCCUCUACAAACUCUGACUACCUGUUCAGCAGCCAGGGAGACAGGAUGCCGGCUACAGAUCUGGACGAGUUCAUUCCACCAGCGCCACCCAUGCAAGCUCCUGGGCUGCCUCCUUUCGAGGAAAGCCGCUGGGGAAGAGAUUAUCCACAGGAAGGUCGAGGUCGACAGAUGGAUGCCUACGUUGAUGACUUGUUUGACCCUGUACUGGACCAAGGACCUCCGGACAUGGAAAGAGUAGCCAUGCUAAACCGCAGGAUGAGAGGAGGAGGAGGGAUUGGACCCAUGUAUGGAACUGGUAUGCCCAUGACAAUGCCAAGCUAUACUAUGGGACAAGUGGUUAACCCUUCGAUGCCCAGCUAUGGUGUAACUCCCAUGAUGCCAACCAUGCCAACCAUGCCAGCCAUGAUGAUGCCUCCCAUGCCUGCCCCGCCUGUUGCUGACCCUAUGCAGAUGGCAGCAUCGCAGCAGGCCCUCAUCAACCAGCAGGCCUUUCUCAUGGCCCAGCAGAUGACCCUGCAGGCGAUGAGUCUGUCCCAGCAGCAGACGCAGGAGCAGCAGAGGAAGCAGAAGGAGCAGGAGACAAAGCAGCAGCGGUGGGAGGAGAAGCAGUGGAAGCGUCAGUCCGAGCGGCGGUCCUGGGAACGCUCACGCUCGCCCUCCCCUCCAUCUCCCUCGCCCCCACCUGCCCGGCCCAAAGCGCCUGCGCCUAAACGCACCUCCGGCUACAAGCAGCCUGAGCCAGAGCCAGAAAGAGAAGUGGACUCACCAGAACCUGAUGACCUGCAGUCUUUCAGAGAGAAGAAGGAAUACUUCCGGAAGAUUGGCUUUCAGCCCCGAGGUGGAUCUAAAGCCCAAAAUAUUCGUCCAGCCUCCUCCAGCCCACCCAGACAGCAGCAACGCUCCCCGCCAUCGCCACGUCUGUCACCCCCACCAGCACCACCUAAGCCCGCUGUGAAGCGUCUCCACACCACUCCUGCCAGAGUUGUGGACCCCCCACCAGCAGCACCGACCCCAGCUCCUCUCACUAAGUCCAAGCCCGAACCCACCUCCAACAUCCGGGAAAUCAUCAAAAUGUAUAACAGCCGACCCCAACCGGAAGCCAAACCCUUUGAGCCUGUCAGACCUCCUGUACGGCAUUUUUUAAAGAAGAAUGACCCCAAAGAGGAAGCUCUGGCCAAACUCAAAGACAAAGCACCAGUGCCACAACCGAAGAAACAGUGGAUCCCUCCACCAGUCGAGCGUAAGUGGGAGCCACCUCCUCCCAGGACCCCGUCCCCACAGGCCUCCUCUCCUCCCUCCACCAGGGGGCCCCGCGUCAUCUCCAGCAACAUGAGGCAGAAACAGCGCUCCCUGGAGGACGUGUUCGGCUCGCAGCGCUCCAAACACUCUUCGCCCACUCCCCCCGACUCCCCGCAGCCUCCCCCGCGCCCAGCGCCCAUCCUUCAGAGCAUCCCCGACCCGCCACCCAUGCCGGCCCCGUCUCUCAAUGUGAUGCCAGAUGAGGAAGGGAUUCGCUCCCAGCUCCACCGCUUCUCUGCUGGGGUUUACUUCUCUUACUCCAACAUGCCAGGAAAACUGUUCCUUCGAAAAGAAGUGUUUUACCCCAGAGAGAUGUUCAACCAGCCCUACAUCCUCAAUCUGUUGUGUGAACAGAUCAUGAGGGACACCUACUCUGACAGCUGUGUGAGGAUCAGCAGAGAGGAGAGGAGGAAGAUGAAGGACCUGCUGGCAAAUUUCAGUGUGGGAAUGACUAUAAGCACCAUCCAGAAUGACGGCAUGAAGAAGAGGAUUGUCAUUGCUGCUCGAGACAACUGGGAAAACUACUUCAUCCGUCUGUUCCCUGUGAAGUCGGACAGUGGGGAUGCUCAGGUUUUGGGCGUGUCUCAUCGGGGCAUUCGUCUACUGAAGAUGGUCAGAGCAUCAGGCAUCAACCCCAAACACCUCCGUCUGCUCAUAAGCUACAGUUUUUCAGAGUUGCUGUCAGUUGACCUCCAGGGUGCAGACAGAGUGGAACUGGAGCUGUCAAGUGAAAAGUUGGUGAUGCAAUCAUCCAGAGCUCCUCGGAUAACUGCCAUGAUCCGGUUCUUCCUCCAGGAGCUCAUCAAGGACUCAGGCCAUGUGGUUGCCCUAAGGAGUUUUGUAACAGAUGACAAGAGUCUGCUUAGCUUCAGCAAGGGUGACACCAUCAAACUGCUGCCAAUGGAAGGACUCCAGAUAGGCUGGCGUUUUGGCACCAUGAGAGGGCGCUCUGGUCUUUUCCCGGAUGACCUCACCCAGCCAUCCGCGGCCCCGGACUACCACUCUCUGCACCUUGACCGAAGAGAUGACAGGAGGAAAAGCAUGAGGGGCGCUACACCUGCCGGUCCCCCCAAGGGCCAGUCUCCAGGUCCUAUCAGCAGACGGAUGGGCAGCGUUGAUUCAGAACUGCUCGGUAAAGAGGUUUCGGUCUGGAGAUCCUUCCAGAGCUCAAUCCAGGGCUCAUUCCAUGAGCUGGAGAUCCUCUCGGGCAUGGCUGACUUUGCCAUGAAGUAUUUCCGAGUGGGGACUACAGGUCUGCCAGCAAGUGGAAGGAAUUUUGCAGAGGCGGUUCAACACACAGAAGUUCCCAUACAGGAGUCCCUCAUUCUCUACAAUGAUCCUGAAAUCAAUGAGUUGUCUGUCCAGUGCUUCAUGAACCUGAUGCAGUUCAUGGGUGACAUGCCAAUGACGAAGAGUAACACCCAGACAGACUGCUUGAGCCACAUUUUACUGUUAGGGAAGGAAAGGGAGCUGAUGAGAGAUGAGAUAUACUGCCAGGUCAUCAAGCAAACCACCAACAACCCAACUAAGUCUAUCUGCACCCUUGGCUGGCGGCUGCUCAACCUGAUGAGCGGGUUCUUCCCCUGCUCUGGUACUCUGCAGCCGUACGUCACACGUCACCUACACGACAUCUCUCUGGACUACGAGCACCCAUACCAAGAGCUGGCGAGCGUGUGUCAGGAUAACAUCCAGCGAUCUCUCAGAUUUGGCGGCCGCCGUAACAUCUCCUCACACGCUGAGAUGGAGGCCAUUCUGGCUGGCAAAACGUCUCGACGUAUUCCCAUCCAGCUACCAGGAGGAGUGGAUUUCCCCAUCAGGAUACGCAGCUUCAGUAUGGCAGCAGAUGUGGUAACAGAGUUCUGUAAAGAGAUGGGCAUCUCAGAUCUCACAGAAAUCAAAGAGUUCUCCAUCCUUGCCAACCAAUAUCAGGAUGGGAUGGUGCGUCCCCUCCACGCCGAGGAGUAUCUGUUCGACUUCCUGCUGGACGACGACUCCAUCUUCUUUUCCCUGAGACGACUGAUGUGGAGGAUCCCUCUGUCCUACAACAGUGACCUCUAUGUGGAGUUCCACUAUCAGCAGCUCCUGGCCGACUACCUCAGUGGGCAGCUGAUGCUUGCUCUGGCUGCAGGUGGUCCCUCAUCAGUCCAGCAGAUAGCAGAGCUGUCAGCCCUGCAGCAUCUGGCUCAGGGACUGAUGGGUCAGCCCUCACUGCCAGAGAUGAAGGAGUACCUGCCGUCACAGGAUGGACUCAACAGCAAAGCUGAAGAGAUCCACUCCUUCUUUCUGGGCCAGAUAGCUGCAAUGCACUCCCUCAGCCCUCAAGAUGCCAAAAUACAAUUCAUUGAGAUUCUGAGCACCAUGCCUCUGUUUGGCUCCAACACUUACUUGGCCCAGAAGGUUAGUCAGCGUGGCUGUCCCUCCCCGUGCAUGAUCAGCAUCAGCCAGGAGGGGGUGCUGUUCCUCCAUCCCAAAACACAGGAGCAAGCGUUUCUGAUUCCCCUGGCAGACGUGCAGUCCAUGCGCACCGUCCGCCCCAAGAAACGAGGCAAAGUGCCAGCUGUGGACAUCAAUUACAACAACCUGGGCCGACCCAAGAAAGUCACCAUUCAUCUCAAACAGGCUAAGGAGUUGUGCCACACCCUUGCUAUGAUAAUGGAAGAGUUGAUCCGACCGUCUGUCAGCAGCUCCAUUUCAAAUCGCCAGUAGACACACACACACACACACGCACACACCAACACACACACACACACACACACACACACACACACAGACACAGUAUUGAGAGUUGUUGUUAAUCACUGACUUUUUGUGUUUAACCUUUUUUUUGUUAAUUUAUCUUUUUUUUCUGUGUAACUAAAUGGACAGUGUGUCAUUGGUGAAAUGGACUGAAUAGAAACUGUUGAAAUAGGAAAUUGUGCACUGCUCUGAUCAGAGAACACCAGAGCAGUACAGGAGGGAUUAGAGUCAUUCACCAAUUAUUCCAUCAAUAAACCUUAAAAGCCUUGAAAAUUAUUCCUUUUGCGAGGUAAAAUCCUGAGACGUAAUUGUUGAAAUGCAGCGUUCGUUAAUCAUUAUUGGAAGUUAAUUUUGUGAUGGUGUCAUGUAAUACAGGUGGGGCAUUAAAGAAAUAUGUUGAUUUAUUCAAUGUUAUUUGUUUAUUAUGUAUUAAAUAUAUUUUCUUUCAA
This is a messenger RNA of Anarrhichthys ocellatus (wolf-eel), 10001 nucleotides long. It is a transcript of the gene myo15b, whose product is annotated as myosin XVB. Gene Ontology annotation, molecular function: protein binding; cytoskeletal motor activity; ATP binding. The record is from RefSeq and is a predicted model, not a curated record. Gene Ontology annotation, cellular component: cytoskeleton; myosin complex. Lineage: Eukaryota; Metazoa; Chordata; Actinopteri; Perciformes; Anarhichadidae. Bases 1 to 9522 code for a protein of 3173 amino acids. The transcript has 66 exons.